AUCCCGCCCAUCUUAACCUAUUAGCCCACCACCACCAGCCCCACUAACAACUGCCACUUCUCCCUCAAUCACUUCAAUUUUUGGCCCUUUCAAAAUCUCUCUCAUCCACAACCCACACUUCCCUCCAGAACAUAUUCUUUUAUAUUCCUCUAAAUAUGUCCGACCUUAACUCAUGGGAAGAUGAUCCAGCUGCUCAAGAGGACAACAAUCUUUCGCAGCAAACUCAACGUAUGAAUUUGAAUGCAAAUCCCCAAGCUAGAUCAUUUCAACCGGGCGCAAAUUCCUUUCAACCUGGUGCACAAUCAUUUCAACCUGGACAGCAAUAUCAACAAUAUGGAGGAGGAUAUGAUCAAUAUGGCCAACAACAAGGUUACGCCCAAUAUCAAAACCAAGGAUAUGGCGGAUAUCCUCAAUAUGGGCAACAAGGUUACAAUCAAUAUCAACAGGGAGGCUACAAUGCUGGAGGAUACCAGCAGGGUGGAUAUAAUGCAGGAUAUGGUGAGUUCCUUCAUAAAAUUCUGAAAUAAAUGGAUUCCUUUCAAUAUGACAAGUGUAAAACUCGGCAUGGUUUGAGGGACUCUAUGCUUUUACUGUAUGUCGGUUUUGUAGGUGAUCAAAAUACUAACCAUAAUCAUUUACAGCACAACAAUAUCCUGGAUACGCUCAACAACCACAAGCAGCAGCCCAAUCAUCACAACCUCCACGGCAAACACCAGUUAUUGCCAAAAGACCAGCGGAUGGAUCUGGUUCAGCGGAUUUAAAUAAGCCUGUGGCAGUAAAGGAUGGAGCACCAAAAGUUCUUAGCAUUGGAGGAGACGCACCAAAAAUUUUGAGUAUUGGGGGCGAUGCGCCAAAGCCAAAGGCAAAGGUUCUCUCAAUUGGUACUCCAACUCCCGCGAAGAAGGAAGAGCCAAAGAAAGAGCCCGCAGCAGCAUCCGCAGAAGCAGGUGCUAAGGUUACCGCAGCAAAGGCCAUCGAGAAGGUUGAAAAGACACCCGCAGCCGCCAGCGGGAAGACAUCACCUACACCAUCAUCUGGUCGCUCAUCACCUUCUCGAACUGGGGCUGCAAAGGCAGCCGCUCGUGCCGCAGAUGCGGUUGAGCAAGAACAAGCAGCCGAUGUUGAUGAUGAGACUCUCAAAGAAAUUUACGGCAAGGAACAUGUUAACAUUAUUUUCAUUGGACACGUUGAUGCCGGAAAGUCGACACUUGGUGGUUCUAUUCUUUACGCUACUGGAAUGGUUGAUGAGAGAACUAUGGAGAAGAACAAGAAAGAGGCCAAGGAAAUGGGUCGUGAGACAUGGUAUUUGUCGUGGGCUCUCGAUUUGACAAAGGAGGAGAGAUCCAAGGGAAAGACUGUCGAGGUUGGACGAGGAUUCUUCGAGACUGAGAAGCGAAGAUAUAGUAUCUUGGAUGCCCCUGGCCAUAAAACAUAUGUGCCAAGUAUGAUUGGUGGUGCUUCACAAGCUGAUGUUGGAAUUUUGGUCAUUUCUGCUCGUAAGGGAGAAUACGAAACUGGUUUCGAAAAGGGAGGUCAAACCCGUGAGCACGCUAUGUUGGCAAAAACCCAAGGUGUCAACAAACUUAUUGUGGUUAUCAACAAAAUGGAUGACUCAACCGUCGAAUGGUCCCACGAGAGAUACAAGGAGUGCACAACCAAAUUAUCUCAAUUCUUGAAAGGUACUGGUUACAAUCUCAAGACCGAUGUAUUCUUCAUGCCAAUCGCAGCACAACAAACAAUGGGUAUCAAGGACCGUAUCCCAGAGGGUGUGGCUCCGUGGUAUGAUGGACCAUCUCUACUUGAAUUCCUCGACAACAUGACACAACUUGAACGUAAAGUCAAUGCACCAUUCAUGAUGCCUAUCAACGGAAAAUAUAGAGAUAUGGGUACUCUCGUCGAGGGUAAGAUAGAAUCUGGUGUCGUAAAGAAGGGAAUGAACCUCGUCAUGAUGCCCAACAAAGAAAAGGUCGAAGUCAUGGUAGCAUAUGGAGAGACCGAAGAAGAAAUUCCCGCCGGACAGUGUGGAGAUCAAAUUCGUCUUCGUCUACGUGGUAUCGAAGAAGAAGAUAUUCUUCCAGGUUUUGUUCUUUGCUCACCAAAACGUCUCGUUCACUGCGUUACUACAUUCGAAGCUCAAAUCAGAGUUUUGGAUCUAAAGAAUAUUUUAUCUGCUGGUUUCAAUUGUGUCAUGCAUGUGCAUUCUGCUAUUGAAGAAGUUACUUUCGCGGCAUUAUUGCACAAGUUGCAAAAGGGCACCAAUAGAAAGAGUAAAGUUCCACCCACUCAUGCCAAGAAGGGUGAUAGCAUUAUUGCGAGAAUGGAAGUUAUUGGAGGUGCUGGAAGUGUUUGUGUGGAGAAAUUUGAGGAUUACCCACAAUUGGGUAGAUUUACUCUUAGAGAUCAGGUAUGUGGCUGCAUACUUUUUUGAUUCAUCCUUCUCUCCUCUCGUCAAGAAUAGGAGAAAUUAGAAAGAAAUGGACUAACAUAUUAAUACAGGGACAAACCAUCGCCAUUGGUAAAAUCACAAAGUUGGUCACGGAGGAGGAAGCCGCUGCUUAAUCCUAUACUAAAAACGUGUAAAUAGAUCAUGAUUGGGAGGGAGAUAGGAAUUGGGAUGGAAAUGGAAAUGGGGACGGGGAUGGGGAUGGG
Messenger RNA from Sclerotinia trifoliorum, 2649 nucleotides. NCBI's taxonomy places the organism in Eukaryota, Fungi, Ascomycota, Leotiomycetes, Helotiales, Sclerotiniaceae. The record is from the annotation of a GenBank genome assembly.